Messenger RNA from Papaver somniferum (opium poppy), 2325 nucleotides. Its product is annotated as cation/H(+) antiporter 15-like. Gene Ontology annotation, cellular component: endomembrane system; membrane. Gene Ontology annotation, biological process: regulation of pH; proton transmembrane transport. The record is from RefSeq and is a predicted model, not a curated record. NCBI's taxonomy places the organism in Eukaryota, Viridiplantae, Streptophyta, Magnoliopsida, Ranunculales, Papaveraceae. The transcript has 3 exons. Bases 1 to 2325 code for a protein of 774 amino acids. Gene Ontology annotation, molecular function: antiporter activity.
AUGGGGAUGAAGAAUUUGAAUUUGCAGAGAAGGAGAGAGAAUGAAGAAGAUAAAAAGAAGACAGGGAUACUUGCUAGUCCAUGGGUUCUUGGGUAUCCAAUUAUAAACGUAAGAGAUAGCAUUUUUGGAGAUAGUUAUUCAGAUAUUUCUGGAGAUGGCAAUGCUAUAGGAAUUACAUAUUACAUAUUCCCUCUUGCUGGAUUCCACGUAGUAGACAUGCUUGCACAUUUCAGUUCCAUGUUUUUUAUAUUUAAAGUUGGAGUUCAAAUGGAUCCCAAAAUAUUAAAGAGAGCUGGGUGGCGAACACACAUAAUCGGCUUUUGUUGUAUUGCUUGCGCUUUUGCAGCUGGAGGUCAAUUUUCCCAUGGACUCAAAGAUGAUAGUAUACCGGGAUUAAAGUCAAGAGAUUUAGGGUUUCGGAGCUCUGAUAGAGUAGUAGAUCUAUUCGGCAUGAUUUCUUUCCCUGUUAUAGUCUAUGUACUCGAUGAUCUCAAAAUUCUUAACUCCGACCUAGGUAUUUUAGCGAUUCAUACAGCAAUGGUAGCUGAUUUUCUUCACAUGGGUUUAAAAUUCUUUGUCUUUUUCCGCCAAAUAAUCACAAGUGGAAGACACGCUUAUGCACUACCUGCAGUGUACAUCUUAUUGGGGACGGUUAUUUUUAUAUUUUUUAUUGUGCGACCGGCAGCGUUAUGGAUUGUAAAGAAUACACCUGAAGGGAGACCAGUAAAUGAUGUUUACAUUACUUUGAUAAUGGUUUCAGUUCUGAUCUGUGGAUUAGCUAGUGAAUAUUGUGCAUUGAAUGCUACAGUUGGGGUUUUCUUACUAGGUUUGGCUAUACCUGAUGGUCCACCUUUAGGAACAACUCUAGUUCAGAAGCUACGCAUUGUUAACGUAGUUUUCAUGCCUCUUCAUAUGGGUAUCGUUGGAUAUAAGACGGACAUUUUCAAAGUUAAGUUUUAUUAUCUAUGGCGUGUUAUCCUGGUCAUGCUUGGUUGUAUCAUUGGAAAGAUUAUCGGGCUUUUCAUCCCAGCUGUGCUUCUUGGAUUCUCUCCGCGAGAUAGUUUCUUGCUUGGACUUAUUAUGAACAUUAAAGGCAUUGUCGAGGUUUCCACACUUAACACCUGGUUAGAUUCAGUAAAUAACAAAAAUAUUUUUGGUGCAUCAAAUACAAUCAUGGUUCUCGGGCUUGUAGUGCUAAUAGCAGUUAUUACACCUACAGUGAAAUACCUCUAUGACCCUUCAUCGAAAUACUUAACCUAUAAAGGAAGGUCAAUUUUGCAGUCAAACGAGAACAACUCGGAUUUUCGUGUACUUGUAUGUGUUCACACCAUAGAUGAUGUUCCAGGCAUUAUCAGACUCCUUGAAGCGUCCAAUCCUAACAAAUUCCGCCCCCUCACCAUUUACCUCCUCCAUCUCGUUGAGCUUGUUGGUCGUGCUUCUCCUCUCCUUAUUUCCCACCCAAGGGAUAAACUUGCUUCCACGUCAAACCCUACAAAAUCGGAAAGGAUAAUCAAUGUUUUCCAACAAUUCCAAAACCGAUGUCAGAACUUUGUUACAGUUUAUCCCUUCACCACCAUCUCUCCGUAUUCUUCAAUGCACAACGAUAUAUGCACCAUAUCAGUCGACAAGGGGGCUGCUCUCAUUAUCUUUCCUUUCUGCAGGCAAGACGCAAUUAAGCUGAGGGAUGAUGUGGCCAGACCAAAUAUUUCAAAUCGUGCUAUGAAAACCCUUCUUCUAAAUCUGUUGCGGAACACCCCAUGCUCAGUCGGGAUCUUAAUGGAUGGUAGUAAUCACCAGACACAAUCUACUUUUUUCUUGUCCGACACGCCUUACCGCGUGAUGGUACUCUUUUUUGGUGGCCCGGAUGAUCGAGAAGCAUUGGCUUUUGCAAUGAAUAUGAUUCAUCAUCCGUCUGUCUUCGUUACUGUUGUUAGAUUUUAUGAUCCUGCAAGUUUAUCAUCCAACGGAGUUAUUGACUAUCACAAUAAAUCUGUUAGCAUUGAUGUUGAGAGGCACAUGUUCCUUGAUGAUGAAUUGGUAGACCAUUUCAGGGUUAAUACAAUGCAUGACGACACGUUGAUAUACAAAGAAGUAGAAGUAAAAGAUGGUGCAGAUACAAUAUGGGCAGUACGGUCACUUCAUGAAGAUUUUGAUCUUAUGCUCGUAGGAAGACAACAAAUCGCUGAUUCAAAAUUAAUUUCAGGAUUAGAUACUGAUUGGGAAGAAUGUGAAGAGCUAGGAGCUAUCGGGGACAUGGUAACAUCUCCUGAUUAUGGUGGCGGGGGCUCAAUCUUAAUAAUUCACCAACGGAAAGAUAUCAGUUAA